Messenger RNA from Mizuhopecten yessoensis (Yesso scallop), 2461 nucleotides. Its product is annotated as heterogeneous nuclear ribonucleoproteins A1 homolog. Gene Ontology annotation, molecular function: RNA binding. The record is from RefSeq and is a predicted model, not a curated record. Bases 122 to 1894 code for a protein of 590 amino acids. NCBI's taxonomy places the organism in Eukaryota, Metazoa, Mollusca, Bivalvia, Pectinida, Pectinidae. The transcript has 14 exons.
UUCCGGAAGUCUUUUUAGACCGGAAAUGAUUCUAAUACUGCAAAUAGCCGAAGUCACGUGUGAAAAGGCGUUCUCCGAAGCAGCGUUGUCUCAUUUUUUUGUCAGGUUACUGUAAUUCAAGAUGGCAGAAACUACUGAAAAUAUGGACACAAGUGAAUCUAUAACAGCUAUCAGUCAAGACAUUGAUGCAACAAUUAAUGAACUGUCGGAGUUGGUGAAGGAUGAUGCUGUUGUUGAAGAUAAGGAAGAAACAAAGCAAGAUGAGGACAUGGAAGAUUCUGCUGGGAAAAAAGAAGGAGAGGAAGAAUCUGCUGGGAAAAAAGAAGGAGAGGAUUCCAAAGCAGCAGAUGAUUCUAAAGAAGAAGAGAAGGAUUCUGCAGAGGCAAAAAAGAAGAAAAAGAAACCAAAUGUCAUUGAUAAAUCACAGAGACCACCCUUAGUCAGAGUCGUUCAAGGUGAAGUGAUCAUCAAUAAAUUCAAAAUGAAAGAUGCCAAGAUGAAAGACUUUCUGACUAUCCUCAGUAAAGCUGAUAGCUUUGUUUUCGAGUACAAUACUGAGAACACACAAAGUGAUCAAACAGAGGAAAACAGGAACUAUAGGAUUGGAAAAAUAACGCUGACUUAUUCCUCAAAAAAGGAUUUCAAAGCUCUGUCAGUCAUCAAUAUUCUUGCUGAUCUGGUUGAUUUUGAUUCUGAUAUUGAAAUAACAGCACCAGACAUGAUAAGGAACGAGUUGGAUGCUGAGUUAUAUGGAAUACGAAGAGGCCUGAUGAGUCAGGCUAAAGAUAAAACUUUGUAUGUAAACGACAUAACAAAUGCUACAUCGGAAGAAUUCUUACGGGCCUUAGUGCCCGAUUGUACCAAAGCUCAUAUCCCAGUAGACUCUGAGGGCAACAAACUUGGUUGGGCUGUGUUGGAGUUUAGAAAUGCCAAGGAGGCAGAUGAGUGUAUGAAGACAGUCAAGGAAAUUGAGCUUGGAACUGAUAACAAGGUUGUUAUUAGUCGUGCAGAAUCUUCUGAUCCAGCAGAUGUGGCAAAAGCUAAGGAGCUUCACAAGAACAAGCCACCAAAGAGGAAGAAGGCUGUACAGACACCUGCCAAGGAUAAGAAAAGGCAAUGGAAUCAGGGACCAGGAAUGUUGGGACCUCGCCCCCUCAUGUCCCCAAAGGGAGGCAAUAUGGGCAGAGGAUGGUCACAGGGAGGAGGCAUGUUUGCAGGAGGAGACAUGCGGGGAACUCCCAGGAAAAUGAACUCUAAUGGAGGAUUUGGCAAUAAGAACAACCCAAAAGGAGCGUCCAAUAAGCCGAGACCUCAUACUGCAGGCAUGCAAGGGCGCUAUGGAAACCAGGGCUCUUUCGGUGGAAACCAGGGCUCUUUCGGUGGUAAACAAGGCUUUGGAAACCAAACGUUUGGAAACCGAAAUUUUGGAAACCAAGAAUGGGGUAACCAAGGCUAUGAGCGACAGGGUGGAUACCAGCAGGAGGAUAACUAUGGAGGUGGACGUGGUAAUGUGGAUGAUGACAACAUGCUGGAUUUCUUACAAUCUGCCAUUAUAGAGAUGAAAAACAAGAAAAGUGUCAAGCAACAGUCCAUGGGAGAUGGAUGGGGAGGCAGUGGUGCUUACAGCUCUGGGUAUAGCCAGUAUGAGGGAUUCGAAGAUAACCCAAAGAGGAGACGAGAUAACUGGAACGAUUCAUCUGACAAAAACUGGGGAUCUGGAAGGAGUAACCAGGGAAAUAGAGGACAACAGCAGCAUGGGCUUGGAGUGUGGAAGACUCAGGGGGGUAAUCAGCAUAAUAGAAACGACGGUGGGCGCAGUGGUGGUAAAAAUUACAGCGGUGGUUAUGGAGGUGGACAGUAUGACUCGUACAGCUCAUACAGUGGACGCUAUUAAUCUCUUUGAUAAUGGACUUCACACAUGUGGUAAAACUUUAGACAGUAUGACUCCUACAGCACUAUACAGUGGAUGCUAUUAAACUCUGAUGGACUCAUGGCAUGUGGUAAACCUACAAACAGUAUGACCCCUACAGCUCAUAAGGUGGAUGUUGUUAAACUCAUUGAUGGACUCCACACAGGCUAUUGUUAUUGUGAUAUUUUUUUUUUUAAAUCAGCUGAUCAUCAGGACAAUUGGAUUUUGUUGUUGUCUGACUUUGUGUUGAAUUAUUGUUGUAGUUAAUAUUGUUUAGUGCCACAUCUAGAGAUUUAUUCUCAUCUUAGUGGCAAAAAAUGUCAUCUCUGUUACUUAUUUUCAUUGUCAUAUUCGACAGUUAAUUAUUGUAAAAUCAUAAUCUUUGGAUAUAAGUUGUAGAAGGUACUGUACAACUAUUCAGUAGUCUAAUUUCAGGAUAUUAUAAGGCUUCCAUUUAUUUGGUUCAUUAAAUCAUGACAAAAACCACCAAUUCAUUGUGUACUAACAUUAUCACCAUCAUUCAAAUGUUGAAUAAAAUUCAGUGUAUAAGAC